Molecule: messenger RNA, 1363 nt
Organism: Paramecium octaurelia
Lineage: Eukaryota; Ciliophora; Oligohymenophorea; Peniculida; Parameciidae
Source: the annotation of a GenBank genome assembly
AUGUUUCAUAAACUUCUGUUCUCUAGAAGAAAUUUUUCAUCCUUAUACCCAAAAAGAAACUUCCACAUAGAUUAUCUCAAAGAUAUUUAAAUCAUUACUAAUGAUUAUUGCUAGAGUCUCAAACACAUAUACGAAUCGUUUUCAACUCACAAAAUUAAACUUUCAGAUAUUCAGACCAUGAAAUUAAACCGAACAGAUAAGUAAUAUUAGUUCAUUAACCUAGGGAUCAAAGGUUAAUACUGAAUUUAACAUUUGAAGAAAGGGAUUCAUACAAAUUUAAUAAGUUGUAUCAAGAACUAUAAAAUGGGCAUGACCAAGUUUUAACUAAUAAAAACUCUAAAAUCCCAAUAGUCCCAUGGUUCCCAAGAGGCGAGAAUGAUAUAAAGUCACGUAUUUGAAUAAAUUAAUGUAGUUGGACUUCUUAUGGUAGUUAAUGAAGAAAAUAACCAAUUCCAUCCUCAGUUUACAGAUUAAGAGUACAGAGAGAGGAGAGAAUAGAUUGCCAAAAUCUCACAACAACAUGUCUUCGGAUAAAAAAUUCCAUCAAUUGAUUACACUUAAAAAGAAGAAGCCACUUGGAAAAAGAUAUACUCAAUUUUAAGAAAGAAAGGAAACCCGCUAUUGGCUCAAAGAUAUUUAAAAAACCUAGAGAAGAUUGAGAAUGCUUUAGGAUUUAAAUAUAAAGUCCCUUAACUUAGUGACAUUGAUGCCUAUUUGAGAGCUGAAACAGGCUUCAGAAUCAAAGCGACUCAUGGUAUCCUAAGCCAAAGAGAAUUUCUCAAUGCUCUGGCCCAUAGAGUCUUCUGUUGUACCCAAUAUAUUAGACAUCAUGCCUAUCCAGAAUAUUCUCCUGAACCAGACUUAAUUCAUGAAGUUGUGGUAUCUUAUUUAUUCUAAUAAAAGGGUCAUGUACCUUUAUUUGCUGACAAGGAAAUUGCUGAUCUAUCCUAAGAAAUUGGAAUUUUAUCCUGUGGGGUUGAACAAAAAGAUUUAUCAAGACUAGGAACUUUGUAUUGGUUCACUUUGGAAUUUGGGGCUUGCAAGGAAAACGGUUAAAUUAAAGGUUAUGGAGCAGGAAUCGCUAGUUCAACUGGAGAACUCGAUGUAAUUCUUAAUAAAUAAAUUAUAGAAUUUUCAUAUUGCUAAUUACGAGAAAUUUGAUCCAUUUAUCCAUGCAGACAGAACAUAUCCUACUUAGAUAGUCUAACCUACAUACUUAUAUUGUGAGAGCUUUGAUGAAGUCAUCCAAGAACUACGUAUGUUUGGCCAAAGUCUUUAAAAACCAUUUGGAUUGUAUUACGAUUUUGUGGAAAAAGAAUUAAAAGCUACUAAAGUAAUCUAAACUCAUUUAUAAAACCCAUGA